AUGAGCAACAAAAAGGGGAAGAGCGCUCCAGCGAAACAAGUUAAUCCCAUUGUUGCCGAAUUUCAGGCAAGCUGCAAAGCAUUGAAUUUUGCAGAAGAAGAUAUAAUGACUGAUAUCGGUAAUUCGUUAAAUCAAUCUGAAACACAAAUUCGUUUAACUCAUAAAAAUAUUUCGCCAGCUCUAGGAAAAGUAUUACUUCGUUUAUUCCAACGCUAUCAAAGAUUACAAGCUAUUACUUUGUUUUCAUGCGUUAUUUUAGAUCCUGCUUUUCUUAAGCAGUUAGGAACAGAUCUUGUUAAAUCACCAGUCACUAGUUUAUCAUUUGAUUACAGUCCAAUACAAAGAGAAGCAUUAAUUCCUUUCUUAAAUCUUCCAUCGUUAGAUGUACUUUCUCUUCGCGGAAAUCAAUGCUUAACUCCAUACGAUUAUGUUAAAAUGACUCAAAAUCCUUUCCCACAGACAUUAAAUACGUUUUUCAACGCAUUAACAACUUCAAAUCUCAAAGUCUUAAAUCUUUACGGUUGUCAUCUUGGUGAUGAUGGUACUAUAGCUCUUGCAAAUGCUCUCUACUUUAAUACAAGUCUCAAAUGUCUUUGUUUAUCAAGAAAUAAAGUCGGAGAUGCCGGUGCAAACGCUUUAGCUUCUGCCCUUAGCUAUUAUACACUUUCUGAAGCAGAGACAGCCAUUGUUGACCGCCUCAUGAACGAAGAAUCCAAGCAGAGAAUAUCAGAUGAAGGUGGUUCGUUAGUUAAGCGCAAGAAAGGCCAAAAAGCGCCACCAAAGAAGGCUCCUCCGAAGACAAAUAAGAAAGGACAGCCUAGCAAAGCACCAACAGAGAGAUUACUUAAUUUCGACCCAACAACUCCAGUAAUGGCAGCAGUUUUAGCUAAAUGGAAUACAUGUGUUACUAAAGAGAAUGGAACACGUGUUCUUCCUGGUAAUACUACACUUUCUACUCUUAUUCUCGAUGAAAAUCAGAUUACAGGAAGCGGAGCUGCCCGCCUUGGAGAAAUGUUAAAGGAAAAUGCACAUAUAGUUCAUUUUACUAUUGCUAAUAAUCCAGAAAUAGAGCCUGCAGAAGAAAAGUCGUUGACUCGUGUUAUUCAAGAAUAA
Molecule: messenger RNA, 1113 nt
Organism: Trichomonas vaginalis G3
Lineage: Eukaryota; Parabasalia; Trichomonadida; Trichomonadidae
Exons: 1
Coding region: 1-1113 (370 amino acids)
Molecular function (GO): protein binding
Source: RefSeq, a predicted model, not a curated record